CUUACUUCCUCAUACAUAAACUGUGUGAAUUCUCCCAUUUUUGUCACAACGAAAUCUUGUAUUCUGAGAAAGGAUCUACUCUUUAACCUGGAAUUCUAGUUACAGACUUGGAUUGUUCCAGCUUGACUUGGACCAAGCAUUGAGCAUUGACGUGGAUCAAACAUCUGACUGUGAGAUGAUUUCACUUCUGUUCACCCUUGUGAUUUACAACAUAGCUUCUGGCUUCACAAAAGUGAUGGAAGUGACCCAGCCAGCAUUCAUAGUGGUAAAGAGACUAGAGGCCGCCCACUUUGUGUGUGAAAUCAAGAAUGUUGGCAAUGCUGAAGACCUAAAGGUAACUUUACUUAAAGAAGAAGACAAUAAGUCAACUGAGAUCUGUGCCUCACCCUUUAGUACUACUGGGGUCACACCGUGCAGCAAGAAGGAUAACAACAGAUGCCAAAUUGAUCCUGCUCGUGAUAGGGUAAAUGUAACGCUUUUGGAUCUACAGUCAAGUGAUGCUGGUUUGUAUGUUUGCAAGAUUGAACGGAUAUACCCUCCACCCUACUACCCAGUCAAAGGAAAGGGGACCCAGCUGUUUGUCAUUGAUAUAGAUUCAUGCCCAGAUAAACAUCUCUAUCUUUGGAUCUUAAUACUAGUAGCUUCUGGGUUGCUUGGAUACAGCAUUUUAAUCACGAUCUUCAUUAUGAGAAAGGUGGUCAGAAAGAAAAGUUAUUUUUCUCCAGGGACUUAUGAGAAAAUGAUACCAAUGUAAUCAGAAAGAAAAAAACUUCGGUGGAAAAACUUCUAUGAAGUGUCAAUGAAGAGAGUGAAUUUCCUAAUAGCUAGGAAUGUAAUUAUAAUUUCCAGAUAGGAUAAUAAAAGGCAAGGCAAUGUAUUAACAUAAAAAAUGCCGAAAUUACCCAGCAAAGCUAUUGAAUAAUUGAACUCAUUUGAAUGCACCUAUACCUUUCCCCAGAGCAAGGCCCAGUGUACUUCUCCUUGUGAAAGAUUGCCACAAAUUCCUUUAUGAUUGUAAUAGCAUUACAUUUAGGACCCAUUCAGUCCAAUUAGUGGAUAAAAUAUUUUGUAGAGUGCUCCAUAUCAGGGUGCAGGUGGGGAUGAUGACUGCCUGGCUGACGGCUUUCGAAGCUUGACCUUUCCAUAGACUGUAUAUACUUGAUUGUGGUCUUUUCUUUUUAUAACAUUUGGCUGUUUUAAAGAUUUCUGGUAGAAACAAACCAAGGCAAUCUGGGACCACGGAGGAAGAGAGACAAGAUCAGUCCUUAACAUAACCAACUGAAUAAAAUGACAGCAACAAAGCCAAAUCAGAGUAAGGACAGGAAGCCUAUGCUCCCAAAGAUGUUUCCUGAUGAUGCCAGCUAGAUCUGACUAUGAGAUAACAUCAGGAAUCUACAUCAGAAUAACAAAAUUCCUUCUGCCCUUACUCCAAAAUUCAUAAACAUUUCUCCUCACCUGCCUCCUCUUAACUGCUAAAUGUGAAUGUAUUUAUCACUACCAAAUGUUUUUAAAGUCUGUGCUGCCCCUCCACCAUAGACCAAGGUUUAUAUUCUAAUAUUAGAAGUAACACAUUUUAUUUCUUCCAUGAAAGAACUUUUCAUAUUUCUCUCAGGUGGGGGGAUGCUCAGAAGUAUACCAGCCUUCUCUUUCCCUUCAAACACUUUCAUUUUCAGCAUCUGUUCUGAGCUUCUAUGCUUCAACCCCUACUUUGCUUCAAUUUCCUUUUGC
Python bivittatus (Burmese python) is the source of this 1728-nucleotide messenger RNA. It is a transcript of the gene CTLA4, whose product is annotated as cytotoxic T-lymphocyte associated protein 4. Gene Ontology annotation, cellular component: external side of plasma membrane. NCBI's taxonomy places the organism in Eukaryota, Metazoa, Chordata, Lepidosauria, Squamata, Pythonidae. The record is from RefSeq and is a predicted model, not a curated record. Gene Ontology annotation, biological process: regulation of T cell proliferation; B cell receptor signaling pathway; T cell receptor signaling pathway.